UUUUAUAGUGAAUUUAUAAUGUAAAAGUCUUGCAGCAGAUGAAAGUACUGAAAUAACAUUCGUUUUCAGGCAGCGCGAGGUAAACGUGACCCUAGCAUAGUUCAUUUUGAAAUAUCUGUGCCAUCACUGCAGUCAUGUUACUUUAAUUUUCUUCUUGAGGGUGAACCGAGAUAUCGUAUUUACUGUUAUAAUUCGUAGUGCCGAUACAAAAUGUCUUGGUAAAUGCUCUUUAGAGCGGAGGCACAGCGUACACAUAAUGUGUUGAGUCCAGGUGUGUUUUGGAAGAGUAAUGGAUGGGCAUCCUGCGGAGAUGAAUAUGCCACAAUCAUCAUCAAGUAUUGAAGUAAAGGAUGAUAUGGAUACCAGAAGUGAAAGUGAGAAUCAGCCAGCAGGAGAUGCUUUGGUGGACAUCAGCUUUUGUGGAUCCACUCCUCUGUUGUGGAAGGUCUCGGACAUGAAACGGUGCAGGUCUGUGGGUGUGACCGGGGCUCUGGUGGGCUCUCUGGCCCGUCAGCCUCGGCAGAACGUGCGGCUGGGACGACCUCUGGAGCUCCUGCAGGAGGAGGCGCUGCUGCUGGAGGAGACGAGCACUGGUGUCGCUUCACUGCACACUCAGGAUUGUGGAGAUGAAGAGAUGCAUUCAGCGGCUGUGAGGCAGUAUGAGGCAGGUCUGGAGAGCAGUUAUAAGGAACAGUGUGCUCUGGCCCUGGAGGACAAGAAGACCGUGCUGAAGAAAAUCAUCAAUGAGAAAGAGAAUGCCACAGAUGACUCCGGCAAUGCAAUUAGAGACCGUCUUAAUGCAUUGGACCAGGCUUUCCGCUUUCCGUGGCCGGCCAUGGCGGUCCAGCUCUGUACUGCCCGUGCCGGCUUCAGCCACUGUCCAGAGGAACGCAGUUUCCUUUCCACUGAUUGGCCAGUGCCUAGAGAUGAACGCUUGAACACUAGAUUCUGUGUAUACAGGGAUCUGAGAAAUAAAGGCUUCUACCUGACCUCCGCAGGGAAGUUUGGAGGAGAUUUCCUGGUAUAUCCAGGUGAUCCUCUGCGUUUCCAUGCUCAUUUCAUUGCAUUAUGCAUUUCCAUGGAUGAAGAGCUACCUCUCUGUGAUAUUCUAGCUAUAGCUCGUCUGGGCUCUAAUGUGAAGAAAACAGUGUUGCUUUGCUCUCCGCAGAGCCGGAGUGAGACUGGGAAGGAUGAGAGUGUGGAGUGUGAUGUGGUGUAUUCAUCGCUGCAGUGGAGUUCUAUGGUGUAACUACACAAAUAUAGCUUUUUUUUUCAUCUAUUUUUUAUAGUUUAUAGAUGAUGUGGUGCUAUUGGAAACUCGGCGUGCCUUCUGGUGUGUGUGUGUGUGUGUGAGAGAGAGAAAUUCUAAUGACUGAAUUCUGCUGGACUACUAAAUGUGCAUGACCAGCUAUGCAGAGGGAGGAUAUUCCAAUAUCAUCUAAUAAAUAUCUUUAAAAUGAAA
Messenger RNA from Rhinichthys klamathensis goyatoka, 1462 nucleotides. It is a transcript of the gene tsen34, whose product is annotated as TSEN34 tRNA splicing endonuclease subunit. Gene Ontology annotation, biological process: tRNA splicing, via endonucleolytic cleavage and ligation; tRNA-type intron splice site recognition and cleavage. The transcript is spliced from 4 exons. NCBI's taxonomy places the organism in Eukaryota, Metazoa, Chordata, Actinopteri, Cypriniformes, Leuciscidae. The coding region runs from base 290 to 1249 and encodes 319 amino acids. Gene Ontology annotation, molecular function: tRNA-intron lyase activity; nucleic acid binding. The record is from RefSeq and is a predicted model, not a curated record. Gene Ontology annotation, cellular component: tRNA-intron endonuclease complex.